UACUAGGAAGAGACUAUUCGAGAGAAGGGUGGAUAUUCUCUCUAGGGGCUACAUUGUAACAAUUAAGAAAUGUACGUAGCCCGUAAUCUAGGUUACAUUUUAACCAUCUAAAUUGUAACUAUUUAAAAUAUAUAUAGUUGAAAAUUGUAGCCAUUAGCCAACAAAUGCUUAGCCACACGACAGUGCAAUUUAAUUAUCAAGAAGUUCUCUAGUAGGAAGUUGACUUUCACCUCAUAGGCUACGAAAAGGGGGCUUUCUCAGAAAGGGAAACACGUAAUGUAACCCAGGCUACUUCAAUAGCAGUGUUAAUAGAUCGGACGAAUUGUCAACGAGAUUUCAAAGAAAAUGUCGAUCUCACUUCUGACUGUCUUUCUUGCGGAAGCAAUACUCUGCACAGUUUCAGGUGAACAGCUCUACAGAAAAGUGGGAGGUGAGCUCGUGUUGACGCCUGACAAGUCCACAGUGCCUGACUCCAUCACAAGCAUCCUAUGGAAGCAUGGGAAGAACAAGCUGGCAGAGUGGGACCAGGCGUUUGGUGGUCUGGACAUCUAUGGUGCCUUCAAAGAGCGUACAACCCUGAACCAGACUACUGGAGAGCUGAGAAUCAGUGGAUUGAAGAAAACAGACAGUGGAGAUUAUUCUGUGGAAUUCAACAGCAAACUGCUUGACCAGACAUAUAAACUAUUUGUUAUCAAGGCAGUCCCCAAACCCACAAUCACUUCUUCCUGUAACCCAGACAAAACCUCCUGCACUCUGACCUGUGAGGGCGACACCACUGAUGCUGAACCAGUCACCUACAGCUGGAAAGUGGGAGCGAGGGCGUGGGAGGUCUUAGACAAACAGAUUAAUGUCAAUAAGAGUGACACUGGCAAAUCAACCAACAGUUACACGUACUUCUGCAAGAUGAAGAACUCUGCUGGGGAAGGUGAAGUCAGCGAGCCAGUGGUGUUAGGCUCAGAUGGCUGGUUGACCAAGGCCAGGUUCAUUGGUAUUUCUGUCUUUGUUCUUGCUGUUGCUGGAGUUCUAUUGUUCAUUUUUGGUCAUAGAGCUAAAACAGGAGUUUGGAUCUAUGAGAAAGAAUCAAUGCCUUGGAAAGGAGAAUUCUGGAAAAACCAGAGAGAAGUGGGACCUACCACUGACACAUCAAAUGGAGUUUCUGCAUCCACAGAGGAAGCCUUGGCGAGGGAAAAUUAUCAUAAAGAUGAUUCGGUAUUGUAGGACGCUGUGGAUCUGUGGGCCAGAGGAUCACUGUGGAUCAAGAGAAACAAACAUCUAGACAACGAGCACUGGAUGACAAAAAUAAUGUUACAUCCCGAUCUGAGAAAUAGAGGUCAAUUUGAGUUACAGAUGUAGGAUCUUAAUUUGAGGUUAGCUGAGUUUGUUACUGCAGGAAAAUAGUCCUGUAGAAAGGAACUUUUAAUUAUAUGGAUUAUAAUACAUUUUGUAGGGGUUAAUAUUUAUUUUAUUUAACUAGGCAAGUCAGUUAAGAACAAAUUCUUAUUUUCAAUGACGGCCUAGGAACAGUGGGUUAACUGCCUGUUCAGGGGCAGAAGGACAGAUUUGUUCCUUGUCAGCUCAGGGAUUUGAACUUGCAACCUUCCGGUUACUAGUCCAACGCUCUAACCACUAGGCUACCCUGCCGCCCCUAUAUAUAUUUUUUGUACAGGAAAAUCAAGCCAGAAGUUUCAAAGUGGAAAUUACUAAUUUCAGAAGCCCUUUUAAGCCUUGAGUACACUACAAGUUUUACAUGCUUAGGGCCUCCCGAUUUGCGCAGUGGUCUAAGGCACUGCAUUGCAGUUGCUAGCUGUGCCACUAGAAAUCCUGGUUUGAGUCCAGGCUCUGUCGCAGCCGGCCGAGACCGGGAGACCCAUGGGGCGGUGCACAAUUGGCCCAGCGUCGUCUAGGUUAGGGGAGGGUUUGGCCGGCCGGGAUGUCCUUGUCCCAUCGCUCUCUAGCGACUCCUGUGGCGGGCGGGGCCAGUGCAUGCUGACACGGUCGCCAGGUGUACGGUGUUUCCUCUGACACAUUGGUGUGGCUGGCUUCCGGGUUAAGCGGGCAUUGUGUCUAGAAGCAGUGCGGGUUGGUUGGGUCGUGUUUCGGAGGACGCAUGGCUCUCGACCUUCGCCUCUCCCAAGUCCGUACGGGAGUUGCAGCGAGGAGACAAGACUGUAAUUACCAAUUGUAUAUCACGAAAUUGGGGAGAAAAAUGGGUUUAAAAAAUUAAUAAUUAUAUAUAUAUAUAUAUAUAUAUAAAAAGUGUACAUGCUUUGCAGGAAAGAACAAUUUGCAAAGUAAAUUGCUAAACCUUACAAAUUCUCAGGAUCAUAGACAAACCUAUGACACCAAUGACUACUACACUGAGUAUGUUUACAUGCACACAAAUUUUUCAAUAUUAGCUAAUUAGGGUUAAUACUCAGAGUUUGGCAUCAGUCAUAUCAACACCUUACUCUGAUUUUCUUAAUCGGUGUAAGGUCAAAAGCGAAGUAAAGCAUAUGCCGCAAUCUUUCUAAUUAUAAUGGUAUGUAAACAUCGUAAUCUCACUUCCAGUGGUGUUUUAAUGGCAUGUAAACAUCGUAAUCUCACUUCCAGUUGUGUAUUAAUGGCAUGUAAACAUCCUAAUCUCACUUCCAGUUGUGUAUUAAUGGCAUGUAAACAUCCUAAUCUCACUCCCAGUUGUGUAUUAAUGGCAUGUAAACAUCCUAAUCUCACUUCCAGUGGUGUAUUAAUGGCAUGUAAACAUCCUAAUCUCACUUCCAGUUGUGUAUUAAUGGCAUGUAAACAUCAUAAUCUCACUUCCAGUGGUGUAUUAAUGGCAUGUAAACAUCCUAAUCUCACUUCCAGUUGUGUAUUAAUGGUAUGUAAACAUCCUAAUCUCACUUCCAGUUGUGUAUUAAUGGCAUGUAAACAUCAUAAUCUCACUUCCAGUGGUGUAUUAAUGGCAUGUAAACAUCCUAAUCUCACUUCCAGUUGUGUAUUAAUGGUAUGUAAACAUCCUAAUCUCACUUCCAGUUGUGUAUUAAUGGUAUGUAAACAUCAUAAUCUCACUUCCAGUUGUGUAUUAAUGGCAUGUAAACACUUUAAUCUCACUUCCAGUUGUGUAUUAAUGGUAUGUAAACAUCCUAAUCUCACUUCCAGUGGUGUAUUAAUGGCAUGUAAACAUCCUAAUCUCACUUCCGGUGGUGUAUUAAUGGUAUGUAAACAUCCUAAUCUCACUUUCAGUUGUGUAUUAAUGGCAUGUAAACACUUUAAUCUCACUUCCAGUUGUGUAUUAAUGGCAUGUAAACACUUUAAUCUCACUUCCAGUUGUGUAUUAAUGGCAUGUAAACAUCCUAAUCUCACUUCCAGUUGUGUAUUAAUGGUAUGUAAACAUCCUAAUCUCACUUCCAGUUGUGUAUUAAUGGCAUGUAAACAUCCUAAUCUCACUUCCAGUGGUGUAUUAAUGUCAUGUAAACAUCCUAAUCUCACUUCCUGUGGUGUAUUAAUGGCAUGUAAACAUCCUAAUCUCACUUCCAGUGGUGUAUUAAUGGCAUGUAAACAUCCUAAUCUCACUUCCAGUGGUGUAUUAAUGGCAUGUAAACAUCCUAAUCUCACUUCCAGUGGUGUAUUAAUGGCAUGUAAACAUCCUAAUCUCACUUCCAGUGGUGUAUUAAUGUCAUGUAAACAUCCUAAUCUCACUUCCAGUGGUGUAUUAAUGGCAUGUAAACAUCCUAAUCUCACUUCCAGUGGUGUAUUAAUGGCAUGUAAACAUCCUAAUCUCACUUCCAGUGGUGUAUUAAUGGCAUGUAAACAUCCUAAUCUCACUUCCAGUGGUGUAUUAAUGGCAUGUAAACAUCCUAAUCUCACUUCCAGUGGUGUAUUAAUGGUAUGUAAACAUCCUAAUCUCACUUCCAGUGGUGUAUUAAUGGUAUGUAAACAUCCUAAUCUCACUUCCAGUGGUGUAUUAAUGGUAUGUAAACAUCCUAAUCUCACUUCCAGUUGUGUAUUAAUGGCAUGUAAACAUCCUAAUCUCACUUCCAGUUGUGUAUUAAUGGUAUGUAAACAUCCUAAUCUCACUUCCAGUUGUGUAUUAAUGGCAUGUAAACAUCCUAAUCUCACUUCCAGUGGUGUAUUAAUGUCAUGUAAACAUCCUAAUCUCACUUCCAGUGGUGUAUUAAUGGCAUGUAAACAUCCUAAUCUCACUUCCAGUGGUGUAUUAAUGGCAUGUAAACAUCCUAAUCUCACUUCCAGUGGUGUAUUAAUGGCAUGUAAACAUCCUAAUCUCACUUCCAGUGGUGUAUUAAUGGCAUGUAAACAUCCUAAUCUCACUUCCAGUGGUGUAUUAAUGGCAUGUAAACAUCCUAAUCUCACUUCCAGUGGUGUAUUAAUGGCAUGUAAACAUCCUAAUCUCACUUCCAGUGGUGUAUUAAUGGCAUGUAAACAUCCUAAUCUCACUUCCAGUGGUGUAUUUGAUCUGCACAUGUGCUAUCAUGAGCAGCGUGAACCUCCUUUUCUGGCACAGGUGAAGUGAGUUUGGAAAAUCUGAAAUUAUGUAUAGUUUUCAUAUGCAAACAUUAUAUAGUAUGUCCAAACUCUGAAUCAAAUAGGCUUCCCAAAAAUGAUAUGAUCGAUGUGAUAGAACGUUUAUGUUGAGUGGUGAUUUUCAGGUUGCCUGAAUAUAACCUGUCCACCGGAUUGUAGAGGAAAUCGUUCUUCUCGCAAAGCAUGUAAACGUUUUAAUCAAACUAUAAUAUUAAUCAGAGUAUUAACACUAAUCAUAUUAUUGAAUGCAUAUAAACAUACCUGUUGUUACAUGAAAUACGAUAGUUUGCAAAAAUACUUAAUUUAAAGUUUGCGCUUACAUAGAAAUAUGCAGUUGGUAAAGUGCAAUUGCUCAAACUUAAGCCAUGUGCCUUUAAAGCCUGCUCACACUUCUACUCUGCCAGUGUGUAUCUCUGUGUAUAUCUCUGUUCUUUCUUAACCCAUGUGAGAACAUGUUUACUGCAGUACUAGCAAACUUUACAAUGACAAUCUUAAACUGUGUGAUGUGAUUGCAAGAUCACUGCCUUACUUCUCAUAAUCAAUAAUAGUAAAGUCCAUUUUUACCCAGUGCUGUCUAAUUGGAAUGUAAAUAUCCUAUCGUUUUACAUGUUUAUUUCCUGCAUCUUAAACCAAUGUUGAUUUUGUGUUGAAUGUAUAUAACAUUUGCAUAUAUUUCUACAGAGACCAAGGCCUCAGUUCUGUACAUGUUGUGAGAGUGAAGGCUGUCUUUUUAACAGAAUUGUAAAACUGUCACACUUAGAAUUUAAUAGUAAUAAAACAGUGGUUUUAUUUUU
Molecule: messenger RNA, 5312 nt
Organism: Oncorhynchus kisutch (coho salmon)
Lineage: Eukaryota; Metazoa; Chordata; Actinopteri; Salmoniformes; Salmonidae
Exons: 10
Coding region: 346-1218 (290 amino acids)
Cellular component (GO): membrane
Source: RefSeq, a predicted model, not a curated record